AAAAUUGUUCUCUCUUGUUUUCUCGCUCUGCAAGAACUUCACCUCUUUCCCCUCCACUUCUCCUCUUCGGAUCGAAUUCCACCCACCAUCCCAGAAAAUCAAAAACAAAUUCAUUCAUCCAUACUCAAUACUUUGCCCUUAUUCGAAUUCGGAGAAGAGGUUCUGUUUCCCCAGAAUUCGAUGCCAAGAGCUGUAAUUCGCUAUCUCCAUCUCUGUCAAUUGCGUUCGCGGGGGUCAAGUUAGUGGUCUUUUUUGGGUUAUUUGGUGGUCGUAGGGUUUGAUUAUCUCCGAUCCAGGUUAUUCUUCUUUGAUUCAUCCUGUUUCUUUCUUUGCCCUAUUCGAUUUGUUGCAAACCCUAGUUUUGAUUUGAAUAGUGGAAAUUCUUUGAUUCGUUGUGUACUGAUUAAUUCGAUGACACCGUAGUUUCUUGUUCCAAUUUUGUAGUUGAUGAUAGGAUCGUUAUUGCAAGAAAAACUCUGUGAAAUUUUUGGUGCGUUGUUUUAGUUAGCAUUCCAAAAUCGAGGGUUUUCUUGUCAGGUUAGGAAAUCCACUAAUUUGCCAUUUUCUUGUUCUUUUCUUCUCUAAUAUCUAUUCCUGAUUUGUCUUCCUUCAAAUAUAUAAGAAAAAUCAUCUUCUUCA
Rubroshorea leprosula is the source of this 639-nucleotide messenger RNA. The record is from the annotation of a GenBank genome assembly. NCBI's taxonomy places the organism in Eukaryota, Viridiplantae, Streptophyta, Magnoliopsida, Malvales, Dipterocarpaceae.